Molecule: messenger RNA, 1547 nt
Organism: Salarias fasciatus (jewelled blenny)
Lineage: Eukaryota; Metazoa; Chordata; Actinopteri; Blenniiformes; Blenniidae
Gene: cdk5r2b
Product: cyclin dependent kinase 5, regulatory subunit 2b (p39)
Exons: 1
Coding region: 430-1317 (295 amino acids)
Biological process (GO): brain development; axon guidance
Cellular component (GO): protein kinase 5 complex; growth cone; cytoplasm
Molecular function (GO): protein kinase binding; cyclin-dependent protein serine/threonine kinase activator activity
Source: RefSeq, a predicted model, not a curated record
AUGGCACCCUGGACCUAAAAACAACACCCCGGGCGAUUGGAUCAUUGAUCGGCUUUCUCAUUGGCCGGUAGAGCUGCCAGUCAGGCGCAACACUCGCUGGUUCGUUCAAACCUGGGAUUUACGCAUAGCGACUAAUCUGCGUUGAGGUUUGAGCCACAUCGCAUUGUGUCGCAGCGUCUCGGUGCGCUCUCCGUGCGCUGAAAGAGCAAUAUUUGUUGGAUUUACAAUUCAUCUCCAGCCGGGGGGGAGAAAAAAAGAUCUGCUUUUCUUCACUUCCACCUGGGAGCGAUUAGACGGGGGAAAUCAGCGUGUAAAUGGAGUUUCGACUAUUGUCGUGACUGCUGUCCACCGCCUCUCACUCUGCUGAAGACUGUGCGUUGAAGUUGCAGCAGCAUCCGCAGCGCCGCAGCUCUCCCUCUCCGUGCAGACAUGGGAACCGUCCUCUCCAUAUCCCCCGCCAGCAGGAAGGCGUCGAUUAUGGACGCCGAGGUCGCGGGGGAUCCGCUGAAAAGCGACAAAAGCCUCAAGCGGCACUCCAUGUUUGUGUCGCUGUCCUGGAAGAAGCUGGUGGCCAAUUCGGCCAAGAAGAGCGCAAAGAAAGUGACCCCGAACCCGCUGCCCACCCGGGACCUCCCGGCCAGUCAGGUGGCUCAGCUGAACAGCGAAAACGCCAGGAAGACGCACCAAACGGAGGAGAAGAAACCCAAAGCCCCGAUCCCGGUGCCGGUGCCCACGGUUCCCACGCAGAGCAGUGACAGCGUCAUCCAGAACGGGAGGCUGUCCUCGGUCCAGAAGCAGCCCAGCAGCCUCUCUCUGGUGUCACCCAGGCGGAUAGUCAUCCAGGCGUCCACCGGGGAGCUGCUGCGCUGCCUGGGGGACUUCAUGUGCCGCAGGUGUUUCAAACUGAAGGAGUUGAACAGCGGGGAGGUCAUCCUCUGGUUCCGCAACAUCGACCGGACGCUUUUGCUCCAGGGCUGGCAGGACCAGGGCUUCAUCACGCCUGCCAACGUGGUGUUCGUGUACCUGCUGUGCCAAGACACGAUCGCGGACAGCGUGGACAGCGCGUCCGAGCUGCAGGGCACCUUUCAGACUUGCCUCUACCUCGCCUACUCCUACAUGGGCAACGAAAUCUCCUACCCGCUCAAGCCGUUCAUGAUCGAGGCCAACAAGGACGUGUUCUGGGAGACGUCGCUGCGCAUCAUCAACAGGAUGAGUGCCAAAAUGCUCCAGCUGAAUGCGGACCCGCACUUUUUCACCGAGGUCUUCCAGGACCUCAAAAACCAGCGCGAAAUCAGCGAGUCCAACCUGGACCGCUGACACGGAUACCAACAAAAACACUGAUGAAUGUCAAUCACGGACGGGUAGUUUGAAGUGAAAACCCAUUUACUGAAGGCUUGGGCUGAAUAUGUCUCUCGUGAUGUUACAACAAAAUACUUAAAUAAUGGUGUUUAGACUACAGUGUAGGAGAAUUCAUACAUGCAUGCCAACGGUGUAAUUGUCCUUGUUUUGUCUAGUCCCUUGAAUGACGCAGGGGUUAUCUUCACGGU